Molecule: messenger RNA, 4412 nt
Organism: Saimiri boliviensis boliviensis (Bolivian squirrel monkey)
Lineage: Eukaryota; Metazoa; Chordata; Mammalia; Primates; Cebidae
Gene: LRRC8A
Product: leucine rich repeat containing 8 VRAC subunit A
Cellular component (GO): cytoplasm
Molecular function (GO): protein binding
Source: RefSeq, a predicted model, not a curated record
CCCCAAAGGCCCACAUGGGGUCUGGAGCAUGCUGGGGGUCUCCCUCUGGGACAGACUGGGCAGCUUGUCAUUUCUUGACUCCCUUCCCUGUCUGCGAGAAACAUCCAGGGGAUGUGGACUGGGGCUGAACCUAAGGACUAGCUCUGAGAGCAGAUGGCCCACUCUGCCACCCUGGUGUCCUGGGAGGGUCUCCAGGUGUUGGAGGUUCUUCGAGUCCCAGGGAUCCUGGGGCGUCUCUGAGUGGUCUGGCCCCUCCUCAAAGACAGUGGUGCUUGAGGCUUGGCCCUCACCCAGGUUAAACCAUGAUUCCGGUGACAGAGCUCCGCUACUUUGCGGACACGCAGCCAGCAUACCGGAUCCUGAAGCCGUGGUGGGAUGUGUUCACAGACUACAUCUCUAUCGUCAUGCUGAUGAUCGCCGUCUUCGGGGGGACACUGCAGGUCACCCAAGACAAGAUGAUCUGCCUGCCUUGUAAGUGGGUUACCAAGGACUCCUGCAAUGACUCGUUCCGGGGCUGGGCAGCCCCUGGCCCGGAGCCCACCUACCCUAACUCCACCAUUCUACCAACCCCUGACACUGGCCCCACAGGUAUCAAGUAUGACCUGGACCGGCACCAGUACAACUAUGUGGACGCCGUGUGCUACGAGAACCGGCUGCACUGGUUUGCCAAGUACUUCCCCUACCUGGUGCUCCUGCACACGCUCAUCUUCCUGGCCUGCAGCAACUUCUGGUUCAAAUUCCCACGCACCAGCUCAAAGCUGGAGCACUUUGUCUCCAUCCUGCUGAAGUGCUUUGACUCGCCCUGGACCACGAGGGCCCUGUCGGAGACGGUGGUGGAGGAGAGUGACCCCAAGCCGGCCUUCAGCAAGAUGAAUGGCUCCAUGGACAAGAAGUCCUCGACCGUCAGUGAGGAUGUGGAGGCCACCGUGCCCAUGCUGCAGCGGACCAAGUCACGGAUCGAGCAGGGCAUCGUGGACCGCUCGGAGACGGGCGUGCUGGACAAGAAGGAGGGGGAGCAGGCUAAGGCACUGUUUGAGAAGGUGAAGAAGUUCCGGACCCACGUGGAGGAGGGGGACAUUGUAUACCGCCUCUACAUGCGGCAGACCAUCAUCAAGGUGAUCAAAUUCAUCCUCAUCAUCUGCUACACGGUCUACUACGUGCACAACAUCAAGUUUGACGUGGACUGUACCGUGGACAUUGAGAGCCUGACGGGCUACCGCACCUACCGCUGUGCCCACCCCCUGGCCACGCUCUUCAAGAUCCUGGCAUCCUUCUACAUCAGCCUGGUCAUCUUCUACGGCCUCAUCUGCAUGUACACGCUGUGGUGGAUGCUGCGGCGCUCCCUCAAGAAGUACUCGUUCGAGUCGAUCCGCGAGGAGAGCAGCUACAGCGACAUCCCUGACGUCAAGAACGACUUUGCCUUCAUGCUACACCUCAUCGACCAGUAUGACCCGCUCUACUCCAAGCGCUUCGCCGUCUUCCUGUCGGAGGUGAGUGAGAACAAGCUGCGGCAGCUGAACCUCAACAACGAGUGGACGCUGGACAAGCUCCGGCAGCGGCUCACCAAGAACGCCCAGGACAAGCUGGAGCUGCACCUGUUCAUGCUCAGUGGCAUCCCCGACACCGUGUUUGACCUGGUGGAGCUGGAGGUCCUGAAGCUGGAGCUGAUCCCCGACGUGACCAUCCCGCCCAGCAUCGCCCAGCUCACGGGCCUCAAGGAGCUGUGGCUGUAUCACACAGCGGCCAAGAUUGAGGCACCCGCGCUAGCCUUCCUGCGCGAGAACCUGCGGGCGCUGCACAUCAAGUUCACUGACAUCAAGGAGAUCCCGCUGUGGAUCUACAGCCUGAAGACGCUGGAGGAGCUGCACCUGACGGGCAACCUGAGCGCGGAGAACAACCGCUACAUCGUCAUCGACGGGCUGCGGGAGCUCAAACGCCUCAAGGUCCUGCGGCUCAAGAGUAACCUGAGCAAGCUGCCGCAGGUGGUCACAGAUGUGGGCGUGCACCUGCAGAAGCUGUCCAUCAACAAUGAGGGCACCAAGCUCAUCGUCCUCAAUAGCCUCAAGAAGAUGGCGAACCUGACUGAGCUGGAGCUGAUCCGCUGCGACCUGGAGCGCAUCCCGCACUCCAUCUUCAGCCUUCACAACCUGCAGGAGAUCGACCUCAAGGACAACAACCUCAAGACCAUCGAGGAGAUCAUCAGCUUCCAGCACCUGCACCGCCUCACCUGCCUUAAGCUGUGGUAUAACCACAUUGCCUACAUCCCCAUCCAGAUCGGCAACCUCACCAACCUGGAGCGCCUCUACCUGAACCGCAACAAGAUCGAGAAGAUCCCCACCCAGCUCUUCUACUGCCGCAAGCUGCGCUACCUGGACCUCAGCCACAACAACCUGACCUUCCUCCCCGCCGACAUCGGCCUCCUGCAGAACCUCCAGAACCUGGCCAUCACGGCCAACCGGAUCGAGACGCUCCCUCCGGAGCUCUUCCAGUGCCGGAAGCUGCGGGCCCUGCACUUGGGCAACAACGUGCUGCAGUCACUGCCCUCGAGGGUGGGCGAGCUGACCAACCUGACGCAGAUCGAGCUGCGGGGCAACCGGCUGGAGUGCCUGCCCGUGGAGCUGGGCGAGUGCCCACUGCUCAAGCGCAGCGGCCUGGUGGUGGAGGAGGACCUGUUCAACACGCUGCCGCCGGAGGUGAAAGAGCGGCUCUGGAGGGCGGACAAGGAGCAGGCCUGAGUGCGGCCGGCCCAGCACAGCCAGCAGCGGGACCGCCAGCCAGUCCUCAGGCCCAGAGGGCCAGGCCCAGCUUCUCCCAGAGCUCCCGGACAGCCAGGCCAGCCUUGCAGCCGGGCAGGAGCCUGGGGUCAGCUGUGAGUCAGGCCAGAGGGGACAGUAUCUGCGGGGCUGGCCCUUUUCUCCCUGAGACUCACGCCCCCUGGGGCAAGCGGCUGUGGAGGAGAGCAAGUCUCAGCGCAGUGUUUGGAUAAUCAGGGUCUCCUCCCUGGAGGCCGUUCUCUGCCCCAGGGGCUGAGCUGCCCAGAGGUCCUGGGACUCUCACUUUAGUUCUUGGUAUUUAUUUUUCUCCGCCUCCUGCCUCCUUCAUCCAGAUAACUUAUACAUUCCCAAGAACGUUCAGCCCAGAUAGAAGGUGUUCAAGGAAGGGUGGGCUGCGUUUUCCCUUGUCCUUAUUUAGCGACGCCACCAGGCAUUUAGUGCUCACCCAAACUGAGCAGAGUGGUCCGGGGCAAACCAGCCGUGGGACGGUCACCCAGAGGGGCCGGGCUGGGCUCUGGCAGUGCGGUCCGUGGGAAAGCAGGCCUCCAGCUGGAAAGGCCAGGCCUGGGGCUUGCCUCUUCAGUUUUUGUGGCAGUUUUAGAUUUUUUUUUUUUUUUUUAAUCAAAAAACAAUUUUUUUAAAAAAAAGCUUUGAAAAUGGAUGGUUUGGGUAUUAAAAAGAAAAAAACACUUAAAAAAAAAAAAACAAAAACAAAAAAAACAACACAACACUAAUGGCCAGUGAGUUGGAGUCUCAGGGUGGGGUGGCAGUUUUUCUUGAGCAAAGCAGCCAGACGUUGAAUUGUGUUUCCUUUCCCUGGGGCGCAGGGUGCAGGAUGUCUUCCGAAUCUCAUGUGACCUUGGUCCAGGGGUUCUGUUUGUUCCUGGGGCAGGGAGGGUUUUUUUUGGUUUGUUUUUUGGGUUUUUUUCGUGUCUUGUUUUCUUUCUCCUCCAUGUGUCUUGGCAGGCACUCAUUUCUGUGGCCGUCGGCCAAAGGGAAUGUUCUGGAGCUGCCAAGGAGGGAGGAGACUCGGGUUGGCUAAUCCCCGGAUGAACGGUGCUCCAUUCCCACCUCCCCUCCUCGCGCCUGCCCUGCCUCUCCACGCACAGUGUUAAGGAGCCACUUCACCCAGACUCUGUUUCCCCACCUCCUAUGGCAUGGGUGUGCCCAGUGCCGCUGCUGGCCUCCGCUGCUUCCAUCAGCCCUGUCGCCACCUGGUCCUUCAUGAAGAGCAGACACUUAGAGGCCGGUUGGGCACAGGGAGGUCGCCCCUGGGACCGUAGACUCCCUGACUUUGGUUCCAAGCCAGUUUCCGUCCCUGGCGCCUGGAGUGCACACAGCCCAGUCCGCGCCUGGUGGCGGGAAGCCACCCUGCUUUAGAUCAAUCACUCGGGUCCCCACCUUAGAAGGGUCCCCGCCUUAGAUCAAUCACGUGGACACUAAGGCACGUUUUAGCGUCUCUUGUCUUAAUUAUUAUGUCCGUCCGUCUGUCCAUUGCGUUUUCUGCGUCAUGUCAUUGGGUAUAAUCCUCAGAAAUAAUGCACACUAGCCUCUGACAACCGUGAAGCAAUCCGUUACACGUGGGUCUGAACUUACAGACUCGGUUUCCAGUAUCAAAUAAAUCUAUAACAGAAAGUG